Triplophysa rosa is the source of this 1077-nucleotide messenger RNA. RefSeq names its product transcriptional regulatory protein AlgP-like. The record is from RefSeq and is a predicted model, not a curated record. The transcript is spliced from 2 exons. Bases 1 to 1077 code for a protein of 358 amino acids. NCBI's taxonomy places the organism in Eukaryota, Metazoa, Chordata, Actinopteri, Cypriniformes, Nemacheilidae.
AUGCCUCAUGGCGUUCCAAGGGAGAAACCUCCGCGGGACGAAACAGGGGCAGUCCAUGGGGGUAAGGAGAAGUCCCAGUCCCCGGCUGGUAGACCGGCUGAGUCACCGGCUGGGACGCCGGCAGGGAGACCGGCUGGAAGGCAGGCUGAGACGCCGGCUGGAAGGCAGGCAGGAAGGCCGGCUGAAUCUCCGGCGAGAGGGCCGGCAGAGUCAUCGGCUGAAGAGCCGGUUGCGUCACCGGCGGGAAGGCCGGCUGCGUCACUGGCGAGAAGGUCAGCUGGAAGGCCGGCUGAAUCUCCGGCGAGAGGGCCGGCAGAGUCAUCGGCUGAAGAGCCGGCUGAGACACCGGCUGGGACGCCGGCUGGAAGGCAGGAAGGAAGGCCGGCUGAAUCUCCGGCGAGAGGGCCGGCAGAGUCAUCGGCUGAAGAGCCGGUUGCGUCACCGGCGGGAAGGCCGGCUGCGUCACUGGCGAGGAGGCCGGCUGAAUCUCCGGCGAGAGGGCCGGCAGAGUCAUCGGCUGAAGAGCCGGCUGCGUCACCGGCGGGAAGGCCGGCUGCGUCACUGGCGAGGAGGCCGGCUGAAUCUCCGGCGAGAGGGCCGGCAGAGUCAUCGGCUGAAGAGCCGGCUGCGUCACCGGCGGGAAGGCCGGCUGCGUCACUGGCGAGGAGGCCGGCUGAAUCUCCGGCGAGAGGGCCGGCAGAGUCAUCGGCUGAAGAGCCGGCUGCGUCACCGGCGGGAAGGCUGGCUGCGUCACCGGCUGAAGUGCCGGCUGCGUCACUGGCUGGAGAAUUGGCAGCUGCGCCAGACUGGUCGCCGGCUGGACACCGGACCCGAGAGACGGCUGCGUCACCGGCUGGAGAACCGGCAGCUGCGCCGGACUGGUCGCUGGCUGGAUACCAGACUCGAGAGACAGCUGCGUCACUGGCGAGAAGGCUGGCUGAGUCAUCGGUGAGAAGGCUGGCUGCGUUACCGGCUGAAGUGCCGGCUGCGUCACCAGCUGGAGAACCGGCAGCUGCACCGGAUUGGUCCCCGGCUGGACACCGGACUGGAGAAAGGAACACCGCGACCCCCUCUUAG